Leptopilina heterotoma is the source of this 2122-nucleotide messenger RNA. RefSeq lists its product as uncharacterized. NCBI's taxonomy places the organism in Eukaryota, Metazoa, Arthropoda, Insecta, Hymenoptera, Figitidae. The coding region runs from base 1 to 2082 and encodes 693 amino acids. The record is from RefSeq and is a predicted model, not a curated record. The transcript is spliced from 12 exons.
AUGGGAGACAUACAACAUAGAGCUCUAUCACGAGACGAGCAUUUUAAAUGUUAUCAAGACCUAACAGGGGCUGCGUUGGCAUCGAUCUCAACAACACUAAAUAAGAUUUUAGAGGACUCAAAAACACCACUCUCUAGGGAAGAGAUCUUAGAGAAUUUAUCAUCUUCAGUAAAAUUAUUAUCCGAACUUUUCCAUUUAUUAACUCAGGCAAGAAAAGUUUUCCUCGUAGGCUAUGGAAAGGGUAUCCAUGGACCUCAGACCGAAAUCGAGACUUCCCUUAAGAUCAACUUUAAACUGGAGAAGCUCCACUUCAAGAAGAGGAGCGAUGAGGAGGAGCUUCAACCAGAGUCAGACAUCGAGAACAUCCAGCUCCAACGACACACAGACCGGUUAUCCUUCACGCAACAAGGGCCCAGCGAAGAGGCAUUACAUGCAGUCGCAGCCGCAGAGGAACAGACAUUAAAUCAGGAUAAGGAAAGUCAUUCAUCCCCUGUCAGCAGAGCUUACCCUGGUAUCAGGAGUUUUAUUAGCCAAUCAUUCAAGGAAAAGGACUUGGGAGAAGACACUAUAGAGAUCCUGUUCGAGUCAUUGGCAGAGAGUUCAAAAAAACAAUACAACACUUCAUUAAAAUAUUGGUGGAAUUUUUGUGAGGAGACAAAACAGGAUCCCUAUCUGGCGAACGAUAACACCAUUCCUAAAUGUUUGACAAAGAAGUUUUCCGAAGGCGCUUCUUAUGGUACUCUCAACACGCUACGCUCGGCCAUUGCUUUGAUUAACAAUUAUCAGAUCACAGAGAGCAAACUGAUCAACAGAUUCUUUAAAGGUAUUUUUCGAAUCAGACCAACCUUGCCUAGAUACACUUCCACAUGGGACGUCGAUCCGGUUGUAAAGCUGAUCGAAGAAUGGAGUCCUAACAGUCAAAUAGACCUAAAAAAUUUAGAUGCAGCAGAUAAGAAAGAGGAUUUAUAUAUAAAACUGUCAGAUGUGGACAGUGAUCAGAACGUAAACGAAGACAAACUGAAACGAAGUCGUCAUGACAGAUGCGUAAAGCGUAGAUCAGACGAUGAGGAGAAUUUAAACAACAAUUCAGAGAAAAAAAAGAGUAAACCUUUAAGUGUUCUUUCCAAUGUGUUGUGGACUCCAAAAGUGUCCUGUAUAUCUCUUCCUGGUACUGUUUUUAAAUCAGCAGCUUUAACUUCUACAAAUUCCGGUGAAAAUGUUGCACCGCUUCAGGGAAAUAAUCUGAAUCCCAAAGAAAACGACACUGAUUUGGAGGUAUCUACCGGAGAAUUACGAGAAAACUCCCGAAAAGAUGAGUAUGUAGACCAGGAAUUAAAUUCAUCUGAGACUGUUACUCCUACAGCAGUAAAGGAUACUACUAAACUAAGUGAUUCAGUCAAGAAAGACAACAAGAAAGCAUCAAGGAAUAAACAAGAUAAUACUUCAACUAAUCAGGUAGCAAUUCCUUCAACUUCACAAUCAACGAACAGGAAUGUGGGUGGACAUAAGACGUUAUACGAAGUUUAUCAAAAAGUAGUUUCUAUUGAAACCGUAGUGAAAUCAUUUUUUAAGGGCGAGCAAAAGUCUGGACCUUCCUUUGAUACUGAGAAAGACUUGAAAAUGUUUCCUGCAAAAAGCAUGAAAGAAGUUUUCAAAAUUUCAAAAAAGUUGAAAGAGAAAGAAGAGUUCUACGAACAAGUGCGCGAUGCUGCAGUCCGUACAGGAUAUUCUCAAAGUAUAAACAUGACAAUAAAUAACAUCUUAAAUGAUUUAUUGACGUUCGAAGCAGGAAUGUCAUUUACUUUUGAAGGAAGGUCUGGAAAAAAACCUGCCUUCAAAAAGUUAAAACUGAGAAAUAUAGUAAUUGAUUCCAUGAUUAAUUUGAAGCCCAGUGUCUCCAAAGCAGAAAUUGAUACGGGCAUUAAAAAAUGGCUGCAAAGUUGCAAGAAGAAUCGCGAUCGUCAAAUAGAAAAGAUGGAUAAAGAGAAACAACAAGAAAAUGAGGAAACGAUUUCAAUAAGUGGCGAUGAUAACGGCGAUAGCAGCACUGACACCGAAGGGAGUGAGAAAGAAAAUGAAUAAAUUGUUGAAUUUAAAAUAAAUUAAAGUAAUUAAAAAUUGU